This is a messenger RNA of Closterium sp. Yama58-4, 1005 nucleotides long. Lineage: Eukaryota; Viridiplantae; Streptophyta; Zygnematophyceae; Desmidiales; Closteriaceae. The record is from the annotation of a GenBank genome assembly.
AUGAGUGCGAGCAGCGGCAACGGCAAGGAUGAGAGUGUGGCCAAAGUCCCAGAGGCGGUGAGGGCGGACCCGCUGCAGUGGCUGCCGCGGUAUGUGAAGGUGGUGGAGGUGGGGCCGCGGGAUGGGCUGCAGAACGAGAAGCAGCAGGUGGCGGUGGGCGUCAAGGUGGAGCUUAUCCACCGCCUCAUGGCCGCUGGCCUGCCUGUUGUCGAAGCUACAAGCUUCGUCUCCCCCAAGUGGAUCCCGCAGCUCUCAGAUGCACCGGAGGUGAUGCAGCGAGUGCAGAGCAACGGCCGCACCAAGCUACCGGUGCUAACGCCCAACCUGAGGGGUCUUGAAAACGCCGUGGCAGCCGGGGCCAAGGAGGUGGCCGUGUUUGCUGCUGCUUCUGAGGCGUUUUCCAAGAAGAACAUUAAUUGCUCGGUGGAGGAGAGUUUGGAGCGGUACAGAGCGGUUUGCGGUGCUGCGAAGGAGAUGGGCAUUCCUGUGAGAGGCUACGUGUCGUGUGCGGUGGGGUGCCCCUACGAGGGACACAUAGAGCCAGCAGCAGUGGCGAGGGUGGCAAAAGCACUGCACGACAUGGGGUGUUACGAGGUGUCUCUGGGUGACACCAUCGGCGUCGGCACUCCCGGCUCAGUGGCGCCCAUGCUGGACGCCGUGUGUGCGAGUGUGCCGGCCUCCUCCCUCGCAGUGCACUUCCACGACACCUACGGCCAGGCCCUCGCUAAUAUUCUUGUGGCGCUGCAGAUGGGAGUAUCAGUCGUGGACUCAUCAAUAGCUGGUCUCGGGGGCUGUCCCUAUGCCAAGGGGGCGUCAGGCAACGUGGCAACAGAGGACGUGGUGUAUCUGCUGCAUGGACUGGGCAUUCACACGGGCAUAGACUUUGACAAGCUGCUUGAGGCGUCGGCUUUUAUUAGCCAAGCGUUGGGGAGAGAGCCGUGCUCGCGCACUGCUGUGGCUCUGGCCCACACAAGACAAACAAUCGCAGAGACGCCAAAGCUCUAG